Molecule: messenger RNA, 788 nt
Organism: Amphimedon queenslandica
Lineage: Eukaryota; Metazoa; Porifera; Demospongiae; Haplosclerida; Niphatidae
Exons: 7
Coding region: 166-756 (196 amino acids)
Source: RefSeq, a predicted model, not a curated record
AUUAUUAUUGGUGAUAUAAUUAGUUUAAUUGAACCAUCCCUGGCAAAUGCAGUGUCACUAAGUAAUGUUUAUCAAGUGACAUCAUCAGUUGUGAGGCAUUGCUCAAAACUCAUAUACAGCAAGACUGAUAGCAAGUGUCUACUGCCACUUCUGUUGAAUAAGCUAAUGAUUUCAUCAUCAUCAGGCCAGCCACCAGAAAUACCAGCACUUAUUCGAAAAUACUUAUGUCACUUCCUUCAUGGUUUGUUUGUGAUUAAUAAAGAUCAAUUUAUUGACAGAAAAAUAAAGCAAAUUUUCUCACAUUAUUUUCUGAGCUAUCUUCAAUCCGACCCAAACUCAUCCACUAAUCCAUUUGUAUUGUUAGUAUCUCCAGCUUUUUAUGAAACUCCCAAUAAAUAUGAUUGUGACGUGUUUCUGAGAGUCCUUGACAUCAUAUCAAAGCAGCAACUAAUGAUAGAUGAAUCAAUUCCUAAUGUCAACAAAGUUCUCAAUUUCCUCCAUAUGUUAUCGUCAAGAGUUAAGUACUACUAUUUAAUACUGGAAGCUACACCAAUUCUUCUUGGACCACUCCUCUCAUUAUUCUUAAGGAUGGGGCCACCCCCCUCCACUCAGAACUGUGUUGUGAUUAUUAAGAAAAUAUUUAGGAAAUUAUUUGAAGCUAACAAGAGUCAUGCUGAUGAAUUACCACAUUCUAAGUUAAUGCCAGUGAUACAAGAGUAUCUUGUCAGCAAUUUAUUAAAUAAUAAGGUAAAGUGAGUGUGACAUAGUGUUCACUAUUUAAAGAAACA